GGUGGUGGCGGCGGACUCGGCGGGACCGUGGGGAGGGGCGCAGACACUGGAAGCCCGGGCAGCGCCGCGCGGCCCUGCCCCGCGGCUCCCCCGGCCUCGCGCUGCGCAUUCUCUCCUGGCGGCGGCGCCACCUGUCGUAGCGUUAGUUCGAACAUGGCGACGCGGAGCAGCAGGAGGGAGCCUCGACUCCCCUUCCUACUCACCCUGGUCGCGCUGCUGCCGCCUGGGGCUCUCGGCGAGGUCCGGACGCAGACGCUGCACGGCGGCAGCGCUCCCUUGCCCCAGGACCGAGGCUUCCGCGUGGUUCAGGGCGACCUGCGGGAGCGGCUGCUGUGGGCGCGCCGGGACACCCGGGGGGGAGGCGAAAAGCCUCCCCGGAGCAAACGGAGCGCGGCUCUGCAGCCGGAGCCCAUCAAGGUGUACGGACAGGUCAGCUUGAACGAUUCCCACAAUCAGAUGGUGGUGCACUGGGCUGGAGAGAAAAGCAACGUGAUUGUGGCCUUAGCCCGAGACAGCCUGGCGCUGGCAAGGCCCAGGAGCAGUGAUGUGUACGUGUCUUAUGACUACGGGAAAUCGUUUCAGAAAAUAUCAGAGAAGUUUCACUUUGGUGCGGGAAACGGCAGUGAAGCUGUGAUCGCCCAGUUCUACCACAGCCCUGCGGACAACAAGCGGUACAUCUUUGUGGAUGCUUAUGCCCAGUACCUCUGGAUCACAUUCGACUUCUGCCGCACUGUCGAAGGCUUCUCCAUCCCCUUCCGGGCAGCUGAUCUCCUUCUGCACAGCAAGGCCUCCAACCUCCUCCUGGGCUAUGACAGGUCUCACCCCAACAAGCAGCUGUGGAAGUCGGACGACUUCGGCCAGACCUGGAUCGUAAUUCAGGAGCACGUGAAGUCCUUUGCGUGGGGAAUUGAUCCCUAUGACAAGCCAAACACCGUCUACAUCGAACGGCAUGAGCCAUCCGGUUACUCCACCGUUUUCCGAAGUACAGACUUCUUCCAGUCCCGGGAGAACCAGGAAGUGGUCCUUGAGGACGUGCGGGACUUUCAGCUUCGGGACAAGUACAUGUUUGCUACUAAGGUGGUGCAUCUCCUGGGCAGUCAGCAGCCACCUUCCGUGCAGCUCUGGGUCUCCUUCGGCCGGAAGCCCAUGCAAGCAGCCCAGUUUGUCACAAGACACCCUAUUAAUGAAUAUUACAUCGCAGAUGCCUCUGAGGACCAGGUGUUUGUGUGUGUCAGUCGUAGUGACAACCGCACCGAUCUGUACAUCUCAGAGGUGGAGGGCCUAAAGUUCUCCCUGUCCUUAGAGAACAUCCUCUAUUACAGCCCCGGCGGGACCGGCAGUGACACCCUGGUGAGGUAUUUUGCAAACGAGCCGUUUGCUGACUUCCACCGCGUGGAGGGGCUGCUAGGUGUCUACAUUGCCACCCUGCUCAAUGGCCCCAUGAAGGAGGAGAACAUGAGGUCUGUCAUCACCUUCGACAAAGGGGGCACCUGGGAGUUUCUUCAGGCCCCAGCCUUCACAGAGUAUGGAGAAAAAACAGAUUGUGAGCUCUCCCAGGGCUGCUCCCUGCACCUGGCCCAGCGACUCAGUCAGCUGCUCAACCUCCAGCUCCGGAGGAUGCCCAUCCUCUCCAAGGAGUCGGCGCCUGGUCUCAUUGUUGCCACAGGUUCGGUGGGAAAGAACUUAGCAAGCAAGAUGAAUGUGUACAUCUCCAGCAGUGCAGGAGCCCGGUGGCGAGAGGCGCUCCCUGGGCCACACUACUACGCCUGGGGAGACCACGGCGGCAUCAUCAUGGCCAUUGCCCAGGGCACGGAGACCAGCGAGCUGAAAUACAGUACCAACGAAGGGGAGACCUGGAAAGCGUUCACCUUCUCUACACAGCCCGUGUUCGUGUACGGGCUCCUCACAGAGCCCGGCGAGAAGAGCACCGUCUUCACUAUUUUUGGUUCCAACAAGGAGAAUGUCCACAGCUGGCUGGUCCUCCAGGUCAAUGCCACAGAUGCCUUGGGGGUUCCUUGCACUGAGAACGACUACAAGCUGUGGUCGCCGUCCGACGAGAGGGGUAGCGAGUGUUUGCUGGGGCACAAGACCGUGUUCAAGCGGAGGAUCGCCCACGCCACCUGCUUCAAUGGGGAGGACUUCGACAGGCCAGUGGUCACUUCCAACUGCUCCUGCACCCGACAGGACUACGAAUGUGACUUUGGCUUCAAGAUGAGUGAAGAUCUGUCACUAGAGGCUUGUGUUCCAGACCCUGAGUUUUCUGGGAAGUCAUAUUCCCCUCCUGUGCCGUGUCCGGUGGGCUCUACUUACAGGAGAACAAGAGGAUACCGGAAGAUUUCCGGGGACACUUGCAGUGGAGGAGAUGUUGAAGCGCGACUGGAGGGAGAACUGGUCCCGUGCCCCUUGGCAGAGGAGAACGAGUUUAUCCUAUACGCCACGCGGAAGUCCAUCCACCGCUAUGAUUUGGCCUCUGGAGCCACCGAGCAGCUGCCGCUCACCGGGCUGCGGGCCGCGGUGGCCCUUGACUUUGACUACGAGCACAACUGCCUGUACUGGUCUGACCUGGCCUUGGAUGUCAUCCAGCGCCUCUGUUUGAAUGGGAGCACAGGGCAGGAGGUGAUCAUCAACUCUGGCCUGGAGACGGUCGAAGCCUUGGCCUUUGAGUCCCUCAGCCAGUUACUUUACUGGGUGGAUGCUGGCCUCAAAAAGAUUGAGGUGGCCCAUCCAGAUGGUGACUUCCGACUCACGAUCAUCAACUCCUCUGUGCUCGAUCGGCCCAGGGCUCUGGCCCUCCUGCCCCAGGAUGGGGUGAUGUUCUGGACCGACUGGGGAGACCUGAAGCCUGGCAUUUAUCGGAGCAACAUGGAUGGUUCUGCUGUCCAUUGUCUUGUGUCAGAGGAUGUGAAAUGGCCCAACGGUAUCACCGUGGAUGACCAGUGGAUCUACUGGACAGAUGCCUACCUGGACUGCAUUGAACGAGUCACUCUGAGUGGCCAGCAGCGCUCGGUUAUCCUGGACAACCUCCCACACCCCUAUGCCAUCGCGGUGUUUAAGAAUGAAAUCUACUGGGAUGACUGGUCACAGCUCAGCAUAUUCCGAGCUUCCAAACACAGUGGGUCACAUGUGACCCUCCUGGCCGGCCAGCUCACGGGGCUGAUGGACAUGAAGAUCUUCUACAAAGGGAAGACAACGGGAAGCAACGCCUGUGUGCCCCAGCCGUGCAGCCUGCUGUGCCUGCCCAGGGCCGACCAGCGCAGGAGCUGCCGGUGUCCCGAGGGUCUGUCCAGCACUGUCCUGCCCUCUGGCGACCUGAGGUGCGAGUGCCCUCGGGGCUAUGAGCUGAGGAACAACACCUGCGUCAAAGAAGAGAGCACCUGCCUCCGCAGCCAGUACCGCUGCAGCAACGGCAACUGCAUCAGCAGCAUCUGGCAGUGCGAUUCGGACAACGACUGCGGGGACAUGAGCGAUGAGAGGAGCUGCCCCACAACCGUCUGUGACCUGGAUACACAGUUCCGCUGCCAGGAGUCGGGGACCUGUAUCCCUCUCUCCUACAAGUGCGACCUUGAAGAUGACUGUGGAGACAACAGCGAUGAAAGUCACUGUGAAGCGCACCAGUGCCGCAGUGACGAGUACAGCUGUAGCUCUGGGCUGUGCGUCCGUUCCUCCUGGGUGUGCGACGGGGACAACGACUGCAGAGAUUGGUCCGAUGAAGCCAACUGCACGGCCAUCUACCACACCUGUGAGGCCUCCAACUUUCAGUGCCACAAUGGGCACUGCAUCCCCCAGCGGUGGGCCUGCGACGGCGACGUGGACUGCCAGGACGGCUCCGACGAGGAUCCCACCAGCUGCGAGAGGAAGUGCAAUGGGUUCCGCUGCCCCAACGGCACCUGCAUCCCCUCCAGCAAGCACUGCGACGGCCUGCGGGACUGUGCAGACAGCUCUGACGAGCAGCGGUGCGAGCCCCUGUGCACACGGUUCAUGGACUUCGUGUGUAAGAACCGCCAGCAGUGCCUGUUCCAGUCCAUGGUGUGCGACGGCAUCGUGCAGUGCCGGGAUGGCUCCGAUGAGGACACGGCGUUUGCAGGAUGCUCUCAAGACCCCGAGUUUCACAAGGUCUGCGACGAGUUCAGUUUCCAGUGCCAGAACGGGGUGUGUGUCAGCCUGGUCUGGAAGUGUGACGGGACGGACGACUGCGGCGACGGCUCCGACGAGGCCCGCUGCGAAAACCCCACGGAAGCCCCAAACUGCUCCCGUUACUUCCAGUUCCAGUGUGAGAAUGGCCACUGUGUCCCAAGCCGGUGGAAAUGCGAUGGGGAGAACGACUGCGGGGACUGGUCCGACGAGAGGGGCUGUGGAGAUUUCCACACUCCUCCGUCCCCCACUCGGGGGCCUGCGACCUGCCCCCCGAAUCACUUCCGCUGCAGCAGCGGGGCCUGCGUGACAGGCGCCUGGGUGUGCGACGGCUACCGGGACUGUGCUGAUGGCUCAGACGAGGAAGCCUGCCCCUCACCCGCAAAUGUUACUGCUGCCUCUACUCCCAUCCCGCUUGGACGAUGUGACCGAUUGGAGUUUGAGUGCCGCCGGCCAAAGAAGUGUAUCCCCAGCUGGAAGCGCUGUGACGGCCACUGGGACUGCCAGGACGGUCAGGAUGAGGCCAGCUGCCCCACACGUGGCACCUUGACCUGCCUGAGUGGAGAGUUCAGGUGUGAGGACGGCGAGGCCUGCACCCUGCUCUCGGAGCGCUGCGAUGGCUUCCUGGACUGCUCCGACGAGAGCGACGAGCGGGCCUGCAGCGAUGAAUUAACUGUGUACAAAGUCCAGAAUCUUCAAUGGACAGCUGACUUCUCUGGGGAUGUAACUCUGACCUGGAUGCGGCCCAAGAAGAUGCCUGCUGCCUCUUGUGUCUAUAACGUGCACUACAGGGUGGUCGGAGAGAGCGUGUGGAAGACUCUGGAGACCCACAGCAGUAAGACAAACGUGGUACUGAAAGUCUUGAAGCCAGACACCACCUAUCAGGUGAAAGUCCAGGUGCAGUGUCUGAGCAAGGUACACAAUACCAACGAGUUCGUGACUCUGAGGACCCCAGAGGGAUUGCCAGAUGCCCCUCGAAAUCUCCAGCUGUCACUCCCCAGGGAAGCAGAAGGCGUCAUUGUUGGCCACUGGACCCCUCCCAGCCACACCCACGGCCUCAUUCGAGAAUACAUCGUAGAAUACAGCAGGAGCGGCUCCAGGAUGUGGGCCUCGCAGAGGGCCACCAGCAACUUCACAGAAAUAGAGAACUUGCUGGUCAACGCUCAGUACACUGUCCGGGUGGCUGCAGUGACCAGUCGUGGAAUCGGAAACUGGAGUGAUGCCAAGUCCAUUACCACCACAAAAGGAAAAGUGAUCCCACCACCAGACAUCCACAUUGAUGGCUGUGGCGACACCUCGCUGAGCUUCACCCUGACCAUGGAGACAGACAUCAAGGUGAAUGGCUAUGUGGUGAACCUCUUCUGGGCAUUUGACACCCACAAACAAGAGAAGAGAACUUUGAACUUUCGAGGCAGCAUCUUGUCACAUAAAGUUGGCAAUCUAACAGCUCAAACAUCCUAUGAGAUUUCUGCCUGGGCCAAGACAGAAUUAGGGGAUAGUCCUUUGGCAUUUGAGCAUGUCACGACCAAAGGCAUCCGCCCACCUGCUCCUAGCCUCAAAGCCAAGGCCAUUAAUCAGACGGCAGUGGAAUGCACCUGGACCGGCCCCAGGAAUGUGGUUUAUGGCAUCUUCUAUGCUACAUCCUUUCUUGACCUCUACCGAAACCCGAAGAGUGAGACGACGUCACUGCACAACAAGACAGUCAUUGUCAGUCGGGAUGAGCAAUACUUAUUCCUGGUCCGUGUGGUGGAGCCGUAUGAGGGGCCGGCCUCUGAGUACGCGGUGGUGAGGAUGAUUCCGGACAGCAGGCUUCCGCCCCGUCACCUGCAUGCAGUUCGCACGGACAAAACUUCAGCUGUCAUUAAAUGGGAAUCCCCGUAUGACUCUCCUGACCAGGACUUGUUAUAUGCAGUUGCAGUCAAAGAUCUAAUACGAAAGAGUGAUAAGAGCUACAAAGUAGAAUCCCGGAACAGCACUGUGGAAUACACCCUCACCAAGUUGGAACCUGGAGGGAAAUACCACGUCGUCGUCCAGCUGGGGAACAUGAGCAAAGAAGCCAGUGUGAAAGUCACCACAGUUUCAUUAUCAGCACCUGAUGCCUUAAAAAUCAUAACAGAAAAUGACCACGUUCUUCUGUUCUGGAAAAGUCUUGCUUUGAAGGAAAAGUACUUUGAGGAAAGCAGGGGCUACGAGGUGCACAUGUUCGACAGCGGCUUGAAUAUUUCAGCCUACCUUGGGAAUACUACUGACAACUUCUUUAAAAUUUCCAACCUGAAAUCAGGUCAUAAUUACUCCUUCACUGUCCAAGCAAGAUGCCUGUUUGGCAGCCAGAUUUGCGGGGAGCCCGCCAUCCUGCUGUAUGAUGAUUUGGGGGCUGGCCAGGAUGCGUCGGCUGUCCAGGCGGCCAGCUCUCCUGACGUGGCUGCUGUGGUGGUGCCCAUCUUGUUCCUGAUUCUGCUAAGCCUGGGGGUCGGCUUUGGCAUCCUGUACACGAAGCACCGGCGGCUGCAGAGCAGCUUCACGGCCUUCGCCAACAGCCACUACAGCUCCAGGCUGGGCUCGGCCAUCUUUUCCUCCGGGGACGACUUGGGAGAGGACGAUGAAGAUGCACCGAUGAUCACGGGCUUCUCAGAUGACGUCCCCAUGGUGAUGGCCUGAGAGAGCCUCUUCCCUCCCUCGAAGCCAAGUGGCGUGAAUGUUUUAUUUGACAGAGAGUUGAUGGUUUAUUUUACAAGAUGCACUUUGAGUUGCAAUGUUAUUUUUAUAUGGGCCAAAAACAAAACAGAAGAAAGGAAUGAAUAGACCGUGUAGCAAUCACCUGUGAGCUGGAAGCCAGGCUGGUUCAGUGGCUAUGUGGCUUCGAUGCACCGUCACAGGGCUCACAGAGCUGUGCUUGCUGGCAUGCUUCCGAGUCUGUGAGACUGGCCAGUCUUGUUAUUUUUCUAAGACACAGAAAUGUAUUUAAUAAAAACUUCAAGAGAGAGUGGUGGGUGGAGUCCCUCCUCCUUGAAAUUAUGCUUCAAAUUUUUAAUUUUGUUUGAGUUUAGUUUAUAUGGAAGUGGUUGGUGGGAGAAGAUGCUUCUAUGUCAUUUUGUUAAUUUAUUGGGACUCUGUACGAGGUCAGGCCGUGGGGUCACCUGACACCACAUGUGUUCUGAGCCCAGAGCGUGGGGGGCGGGGACGAAGCAGUGUGCUGCCAUCUGGAAACGAUCCUUCUCUGUUGACUUGUGUGUCACAUGGUGGUGCCGGCGGAGAGUGCUGGCGGCACGGCUCCAUGGUACUGACCUGGAGCUGCCGCCUGGGAAGCCCUGUGACCUUCAGUUUCUGCUCACAGCCACGGCCGGAGUCUUGGUUGCUGCCUCCUGCAAGAUGUGACUUUUAGAGCUGCAAUGUGGUGUCACUGCUUCCGUAGACAUGGUGUCCUCGUCACCACAGGCAUUGCUUUGGCUAUGGGAGAGAGCCGUGGACCUGUGUCAAGACAGAUGUCAUGGACAGCACAGUACCUAAACUUUUGGUUUUUGUUUUUGUGUGUUACUGAAGAAUCUCAAGAGUAAAGUUUUGUGUUUGUGUUGAGGUAACCACUUGUUGUCCUUCAAAAUUCAUACCAAUAAUGCAGUCAUUUGGAUCAGUGCAUCCUCUUUGUUACUUUUCUUCUACUUCCCUUGCCCAUAUGUCUACCCACCUUAAAGAGAAAGUGCUGUUUAUUCUUAUAGAGGUACAGGAGGUCCAUGAACUUGAGACCAUUCAAUCCCACUCACAGAAGCAGCCACACUACUCCCUCCCUGUAAAGGCCACCCCUGUGUUCCAGGGGUGGCCACGUGGUGGGGAUGAGGGCCUCCCUGUGGCUUGGCAUCCACCCUUGAGAGUCGCUGUUGUGGCCCCGGGGCCCAGCACAUGGUGAGCCCUGCGGCUGAGCCUCCCUGCAGCACACCCUGUGAGCGGGAAGCGGUGAGCUCUGGGCACAGGCCAGUCCGCUUUGGGGCAGUUCACGCUGGCCCAGCUUUCGAACACAGCCUCUCUCCCAGAUGUGGUGAGCUGCCUUCUCUCAAGUGCAUGCUUUCUUUUAACCAAAAGACUCAUUCUUGGGUUACAGCACUGUUUUCUUCUACCUAGGGAUUGUUUGGAAAACAGAGCCAAUUAAACUUAAUUUGAAAAUAUAUAGGGUGGGGAAAAAGUAGGUUUAUCAUUGGACGUAUGGAAUAUAAUGCAAUGACUGACAAAUUGUACAAGAAUAUGCUCUGUUUCCCGCCCUCACAGCUGCAAGCCUUUCCCCUACCUGCAGCCAGAAGUGGGACCACUUCUAGCCGCAGACGCCAGCAUGUCCUGCAGUGACAGUCUGCUGCUCUGCCGGUGGUGGUGGCAGCAACCGGCUCCUCCAGCGUGCCUGCUCGUCCUGCCUGUCAUUCUCCUUCGUACCUCUUUUACACACUGGAAUUCCUUUGUCUUUGUCGUGUCUUAUUGUGGAGUUUGUUCACAACUCCAAGCCCAUUCCUGCCCACUCCCACCCCUUAUUAAGCUGUGUAAGUGGCUGGAAGACCAGCAGUCUGAUGGAAUGUAAGUCUUUUACUUGAACCACUAGGAAGUAUGUUUUCUCCUCUUUUUCUGCCAGCUGACCGGUAACAUUGGUAAAAGCUGACACAAAAGCCCUGAGACUUCACUUUCCAUUAUUCCAUAGGCUGGCCUUGUACAGAACGCACGUCUCCAGUCGGCGCCCUGAGCUGUUCUGAGUGUCCAGUUGUGACUACCAGAGCUUCCCAGUGCUCAGUCACGUAGCGCUGUGCAGACUGGCCAUCCCCACACUGUGCCCCGCCCCCAUCCCCGGAAAGUGCCACUGUGCUGUCAGGAGCAGCAGCCUUUCAGAGCUGGAAUAUUUUAUAUAAACAGAAGAGCUAAGUUGGUGAAGACUCAGAUAGAUGCAGCUAUGUGUAGAUUGUAUAUUUUUGUGAACUUUGGAAGCAUGAACUCUUAUUCCCUCUGCACAGCUGUGUGGGGUUUUGAUGUACAUAUGUUCUCUGCAGGAAUCCAGAGGUUGGAGUGACAGUAAGAAAUGAAAACAAAAACUGUGUGUGCCCUUUGAGAGGGACCAGAUAACUGCCUUCACUGUGACCAGUGGAGCCCCCAGUUGGUGAAGAAGGGGCCUUUGCACCUUGUUGGAGGUGCCACCUCAGAAGUUCACACUCUAGGGCACAGGAUUCAUUCUCUCCCAGGGCAUACUAGACGCACAUCACAAGUGUGUGCACACACAAGCCCCUCAGUGUGGCAGGCAGGGCAUUGUGCACAAGCUUCCUCUGGAAGCCGUCUUUGCCCCUUUGUGCACUGAAUGCCAUUGAACCUUAGAAGACGUGGGUCCACACAGGUAAAAUGCUAGAGAGGAGAGCUCCCCAGAGAAUCCUGGGAGGGAGGUGCUGUGUCUCUGUAGACCUGUUCCCAGGUAGGUGGGAAGCUCCAGCACCUGCUGGCUGCCCCGGCAAGCUGAGGAUACAGUCGUGAUACUGCGGGGCAGGCUGCAGCCUCUGACCUUGGGGAGAAGGGUUCCUGGGUUGCACUGUGGCCGUGGCACUCAGGGUGGCCUGGAGGGACACAGCUGUGCAUGGUCUCUCCUGCCCAUCAUGUAUGGCCCCCUAGAUUCCACUAUACUUAAUUUGGGGUGGGACUGGGGAGACAGAUGGUGUUGUGUGGCCCUUACAGAGAGCCGCCCACUUCUCCUUAGAGAAUCUUGCCUGCCAGCAUCCCCCAGCAGUCCCUUCAUCUAGCAAGAUCAUAUUUCUAGGACUUCCUUGAGGGCAGAAACCCAAUCCCACUAACGGGUCAUGAUGAAUUCCUGAGAAGGUUUUUCUCUUCUUUCAGCAGGGAGCGGGGCAGUCCUUUAGGGAACAGGUCCAGGGUUGUAGAAACAAGCCGAAUGCCACCUCCAUAUGUGGUUUUAGGAACCGACUGCAUCGUACAGAAUCUCUGCUUGAGCUGGAAUCAUACCUGGACAUUAUGUUUUUUUUUCUCAAUGGGAGUGUGUGCUGCCUUUCAGGUACAAUUUUUGUGUAAUAAAAGCCAGUGCAUUUAGUUUAUACAGAAUACUUUCUAUGCAAGACUGAGAUAUGGAAUAAAUACCAGGAGAUAUGUACUGUUGGGUACAGGACGAUAAACAUAUUUUCAAAAGGGGCAUCAGCACUGAGCUGCGCCUGAGGAAGGACAGGUUGUGUGUGUGGCCCUGCCCACCUACCCUGAGCAGCCGUGCCAUGGAUUAAGUGUCAGAGUCAGAUGACCUGAGUGGCACUCGCCUUCUGUGUAACAGCCCAAGUGGGGUGAGUGUGAGUGCUGAAGUGGGGCGGUGUGCUCAGACGUUCCGUGUCCUUGUUCCAUUUAAAGACUUGUUGUGAAUCAUUAGAAACUAAGCAAAAUCAAAAGUAUUUGCAGCAAAAUAAAAGCCUACUCUGCUCUUAUUUAAAGUGAAAUGCUGUAUACUUGUCUUUCUCCAAAGUGAAAAUAGACAUUUAUGACUUCAAUUGCCUUGAUAAGUUUCCAAAUUGCUGAUUUAUGCUGAAGAUUUUACUAUAUUGUUGCACAACUUGAAGAUAAUGUCUGUCUCAAUGUCAACUUUUUUCACCAAAUAAAAAUUUAACAGUGAAGAAAA
Artibeus jamaicensis (Jamaican fruit-eating bat) is the source of this 10759-nucleotide messenger RNA. It is a transcript of the gene SORL1, whose product is annotated as sortilin related receptor 1. The record is from RefSeq and is a predicted model, not a curated record. Gene Ontology annotation, biological process: post-Golgi vesicle-mediated transport; protein retention in Golgi apparatus; protein targeting to lysosome. The transcript has 48 exons. Gene Ontology annotation, cellular component: Golgi apparatus; membrane. NCBI's taxonomy places the organism in Eukaryota, Metazoa, Chordata, Mammalia, Chiroptera, Phyllostomidae. The coding region runs from base 154 to 6789 and encodes 2211 amino acids. Gene Ontology annotation, molecular function: protein binding.